AUGGGAGUUUGUUAUUCCACCCACAACUCUGCAGAUUGCUGUUGUGACGAUCCAUGUUGUGGUCCAAUUUGCGAUUGCUGUUGUGAUAGAAGUAGAAUAUAUCCUUGGGGUCCAAGAGGGCUGACAGACCUAACAGUCUUUCCACCUCCUGUACUCUAUCCUACCCCGAUCGGUCCAGCGCCAGGUCCCAUAAUCGUCCAACCGACACCCGUCCAGCCGCCACUCGUCUCAUAUCCUUCCACCGUCUCUCAGACGUUCGUGCAGCCAGUCCAAGUUCCCACCUAUCCUCCUCGACCUCAAAUCUCACAGUACACCUCCCCACCUCAGAUACCUCGAUAUCCCUCGCACUCCCAGCAAGGAAGCUACAUUGGUCCUCAGGCGGAACGUCCUGCUCCAAGACCCAGUUCGAGAAGCGAUCGAAGAUACUCAAACGAUCAGUAUCCCCACCAUCAUCGAGAUAGGAGAUACUCAUUGGAAGAAAGGGUGAUAGCUGGCCAUUCACCCAGAAUAGACCCUAGGAGAGCGUUAACUCCUGAACCUCAAAACCACUAUAGACCUAGAAAUCAUAGAUCUGCAAGUACUUCUCGCCGUAUACCUGAGCGUCAGUAUCACAAUCAUCAAGCGGUAUUUGAAGAAGAAGGUACAAGCAGCUCUUCAGCCGAAGAACGGACGACAAGAUACGUGAGACCAAGUCACAGACGAGCAGCUAGUACUUCAGCUCAACGACAACAGCAGUAUCUCUCGGAGCUCGCCCAAGAGAGGAUACCUGACCCUCCUAGAAGGUCGUUCGAUCAUUCCUCACGAGAUUAUCUAGUAGAUAUCGAUCACCUUCAUCCGCAUAGUCAUCAGCUUAAAUCUUCUAGUAUAGCUUCUAAUCGACCAUCAAUCAGAGGCCACGGUAGAACACCUUCGACUGAUCACCUCAUGGUCCCAGAAAGAUUAGAUACUUUACCACAGAGAAAGAGAAAGGAAUCGUUAGAUACUCUACGUAAUCAUCCUGUAUCGGAACACAACCCUACAAUCGCCCAUUCACGCAAUCACCAUCAACCUUCUCCCACUCUAUCAAGGGACACUAAAACGCCUACCCCACGCCAAAAUGAGCUACACACAUAUGGUCAGCAAGAACAACAGCAGAAAAACGAAAUCAAACCCUCUACAACCAAAGGAAAGGUUUAUCACACACCUAAACCCAUCUCGAAGGAACUACCUGCAGAAAGUAGAAAAGAACGACACAAUCGUGUUCGUAAAUUAUCUUCAAGGGAAGUACUGUAUCCUACACCGGAAGCUGCCAAGGAAGCUUUCAGAGCUGAAAGAGCUAUAAACCCUCCUCCAAAGCAUCGUAGACCACCUACACCAUACACUUCUUCAAGGAGGACAUCGAGUGUGCGUAGGGUGGAAAGUGAUCGAUCGAUCAGAUCUAGGGUAUCAUUCGAUUCUACCAGAUCAAGAAAAUCAAAUAGAUCCAAUAGAUCCAAUAGAUCAACUAGGUCAGGAAGAACAUAUGAUUCCGAUUCCGAUUCGGAUGGUACAAUGGGGAGUAAAUGGGAACCUUCAUUUGGAAGUAACGUAGGAAUUGGACCUGCAGGAGAAGCCAUCGAGGUUAUUGGAUUAGGAAGGAAGAAACCUAGACACCGAACAUUCAAUGCUGGGAUGUUGAAACCCGCUUUGAGAAGCACAUCAAGAUUGAAUUCAAAAGUCGAUUUGAACGAGAAUGUACAGUCAUCAUCGACCAAAAGAGAAAAACCAUUACCUAGUAGACCGAUGUCCUAUGUCGCACCUCUCGUCAAUUCGUUAUCCAAAGUUACCGCUCCGGUUGGAAAGAAAAUCCAAAAGAGAUCUUCACAUCAGCCUACCUUUACAUCUUUUGACCAUAACGAUGAUAACUUGCUGGGAGCUUCAUCCUCUGUCAACCCACUUUCUCGAAGUGUAUCUAGGAAUAAUGGCAAUGAGAAUGGAAUCCGCUCACUCUUUUCAUCACUUUCCCUAGGUCCCAAUUCGAGCACGGCCUCCAGUUCACGACAUGAUAUAGGCGACAGCAACUCAUCUUUAAUUAACAGUGGUGUGGGUAACGAAACCAGAUCUACCUCGAUUGCUCCGUCGUGGGCAUCCAGAAGACACUUGAUCUCACCUGCGGAUGACUUGCAUUCGUACCUUCGUUAUGCAGAGGUUCAGUCCUGGGACAGAUGGCCCCUUACCCCUGCGUCUCAAAAGAGAGGUCUGGGAUUGUGGGGAGGUAGGCGAUCGCUGGGGUUUGACGAGAUGAGCUGGGAAUGGCAUAGACGACUUGGGCUGGCUGAAGAGGCCAGAAUCCAAAGGAGGUUGCUGGGAAGUUGGGAAAUGCAGAGAGGGUGGGAGAAAGGAAUACUUGAUUGGCUUGAUGAGAACGUACCGAAACAUCCUAUUGAUAUGGCUAAUCGAUGGGGCACUCAAAUAUUCGCUCUACCUGCUGAAGGGUUCGAUACCCUCGAAUUCUUCGAUGAAUCGAUAAACCAAGCUGAAGAUUAUAGUUUACUAAGCUGGGUGACCGGAACACUCCUACAAACCGCCGUAUCCACUUUACACAUGUUGCGAUACUCCUCUUCGACGUUUACAUUCCAUCUAAUUCCUUCACCUAGACCACCACAUCUCCCACAUUCCUCCUCACCGCCUACAGCCAGGGGUAAAAACCAUUUCCUGUGGGAAGGCUUCGGUACGAUGGUCUUAGUAAAUAAGAAUAAUGAUAUUGAUCGAGCGAUGAUAUUAGAGAUCAGACCUCCUUCUGUCGUCAACUCGAGCGUUAUGAAAGAGUUCGCCAGAGGUAAGAAUAGUGAGGGUUGGUGGGGAUUUUAUGGAGAUACCUGUGUGGGUGAAGUUGGUCAGGCAAAUUUGCUACAGGCUCAGGUAUAUGACGAUUGUAUACAAAACCAAUGUUAUUUCUUCGCGGUGACAAAUUUGAAGUAUUGGGUAUUUGGUCAAUUUAAUUCCAACUGGUCUCGAUGUACCGUCAGUCCAGUGAUCCACCGUCAAGCUAGAGAUCCAUCUUUGAUGCAGUGUCUUACUGCUUGGGUUGUGAGAUCUGUUGAUGAGCGACCACGAGCUGGCGAAAAUCAUAGCAUCAUGUCAUCUCAGCUACCUACUCCACCCCAAGAGAAUGAACGGGAACGUGGAAGACAUCGAAGAUCACAAUCACGUCCAUUUGAUAUACCCUCUUACUCCGAGAACCUUCGAUCACGAAGAUCCAAUUCCCGAUCUUCAUUCUCCUUACCACCAAAUCCACAAGGAUACGAUUAUUCCGCGCCUGCACCUUACUCUCAACCCAACAUCGGUCCAACACCCGUAUAUCCAAUCACUACGCCCAAUGGCUCGCAGACUGUAUUCCCGGUGAAUAUGAAUAUGAACGUAUCCAGCGAUUAUUCUUAUGGAUUACCAGCUUAUUCUGAUAUUCCCCAUCCUCAUCCUCAAUCUACAAUGUCACCUUCACCUUAUAGUCAACCUACCCCUGGACCAGGAGGGAUGAUGUUUCCUCAAUGGAGUGGAAUGAACGUCAAUGGAACUUCCCGAGCUCUCAGUCCUGCGCCUCCGCCUCAACAUACUGGUACGCCCAUGCCGUACAAUUUCGGUAAUAGUUGGUAUGGUGGUGGAGGAGGCAUGUUCCCUUGGGCAGGGAUGAUGUGA
Molecule: messenger RNA, 3654 nt
Organism: Kwoniella botswanensis
Lineage: Eukaryota; Fungi; Basidiomycota; Tremellomycetes; Tremellales; Cryptococcaceae
Exons: 10
Coding region: 1-3654 (1217 amino acids)
Source: RefSeq, a predicted model, not a curated record